Menidia menidia (Atlantic silverside) is the source of this 2384-nucleotide messenger RNA. The record is from the annotation of a GenBank genome assembly. Lineage: Eukaryota; Metazoa; Chordata; Actinopteri; Atheriniformes; Atherinopsidae.
CCAAAGCACGCAACCAGUCAGGGCAGACGGGCACUGGAGCAAAAUAUUCAUCCCCACUUAACAUGUCAAUCAGGAUUAAUGCCCCCUUACAAACCUCCCCUCUGGGUUCAUCCAAGUCCUCUCGCCAGUAGAAAAUACGGAAGGCGCAGAAGAGGCGGUAAUAUAUAAAGGCAGGACCUGCACGGAAACCCAGCACUGGAGCGCAGCGGUCUCAGUAGCCCCUUAACACGGACCCUUGGCUUGGACUUUUGUUUCACGUCUCUCUGCGUUUCGUCCAAUGGCUGUCAGGCGCAAUGACUGAUUGUGCGCAUAUUUCAGGAGGUCUGAGGCUUUGCGUCUAAUAAGUCAGCGCGUUCAAAAGUGACACAGUCACUGCGUUGUAAUCUUUUUUUUUUUUUUUUCACCCGUGGAAUAUUCAUAAAAAGAAAAAAAAAAAAUCUAAAAAAACUUUUCCUAUGCUGCAGAUGACAUUGUGCGCUUGCGGAUAAAUCUCCGUCUCUAUUCCGUUUCUCACUGCUGGAGGACGUUCAGAAAGCACCUAUACGUGUGCACCGUAAACAUUUUUUAUUUCUAUUUGUUUGCUUUUUCGCGAGCACUUCCCCAGAGAUGGAAAUGAAGAGCGCGUGUCGCAUGUUUUUCUUCCCGAUCCAAAUGCUCUUUCAUAUUGCCAAGGCGAGUUUCCUUUCGCUGCUGCCCUCUAGAAAGAAGGACUUGACCAAGGAGGUGGUAUUGGUCACUGGUGGAGGUCGAGGCAUCGGGCGACACCUGGCCAAGGAGUUUGCAAAACAGGGAGCCAGAAAGGUGAUCCUGUGGGGCAGAACAGAGAAGUGCCUCAAAGAGACAGCAGAUGAAAUCUCCCUGUCUGGAACAGAGUGCCAUUACUUUGUGUGCGAUGUAGCCAAUCGGGAAGAAGUUUACAGGCAAGCGAAGGUGGUGAGAGAAAAGGUGGGAGAUGUUACAAUAUUAGUGAACAACGCGGCAGUGGUCCAUGGAAAAAGUCUGAUGGACAGCGAUGAUGACGCUCUUCUGAAAUCCCAGCAUAUCAACACCUUAGGACAGUUUUGGACAACAAAAGCCUUCCUGCCUCGAAUGCUGGAUCUGCAGCACGGUCACGUCGUCUGCAUUAACUCCAUCCUGUCUCAGUCUCCCAUCCCGGGGGCCAUCGAUUACUGCACCUCCAAAGCGUCGUCGCUAGCCUUCAUGGAAAGUUUGACGCUAGGCCUCCUGGACUGUCCGGGGGUCGGCUGCACUACCGUGCUUCCUUUUCACACCAAUACAGAGAUGUUCCAGGGCAUGAGAGUCAGGUUUCCUCAGCUCUUCCCACCGCUUAAACCUGAAGUGGUCGCUCAGAGAACUGUUGACGCAGUCCGAACUGACAAGGCCUUCCUGUACUUGCCAUGGACAAUGCACGCACUUGUCAUUCUUAAAAGCUUCAUGCCACAAGUUGCACUUGAAGAAAUCCAUAAGUUUACAGGGUGUUACACCUGUAUGAACACAUUCAAAGGGAGGACAUGAACUUGGACUAUGUGAAAGAUCGCUACAGUCUCGCGGCGUCAUGAAGGGAAUAAGGACUUUUAGGCAUCUGAAAGUGGAAGAAUUCCCAAUAUAUUGUGAAGAGCUACACUUAGGGCACAUGCGAGGGUGUCACUUCUACAGGUAGCGUUGUGAUAAUCUGCACAGUACACCCCGGCAUUCUGUGCAGGUGCAAAUAUGAGUGUGUAUAUAGCAUAGAUGACUGAAUGCAAUACUCACUUUGAACAGAAGCCAUGCGUAGGUCUGUACCAGUAGUUAUCCUGGGAGGGGAUGUUUUCUAUCACACUUGUUUACUAUUUUUACAGUUCUUUUUUAUGCUCCUUUUAACGUGUCUUAAAAAGGUAAUAAAACUGAAUUUUAGAGUGGGAUUGUUUUGUGUAUGGGUUUUGACACAGCCUUGUGAUUAGAUCGUUUGAUUUAUUCUAAGAAGAGAUUGUGUCAAAUCAUAAAAUACUCUCUUUGGAGGCAAGUGGGGGCAUUAUCUUGUUUGUUCUAAGCUUUCAUAAAGCAUAAAAAAGAAAUGCAAUUCUCAAUGAACAUAAGCUCAAAUAAGAUCUGUCUAGCCCUCUGCAUGUAGGGGGAUUUUUUUUUUUUUACCAGAAUCAAUUAAUGUGGACACGCACGGACCGUUUUAUUUAUUGCACCCAGCUGUCAUUAUAAUGCUUUCAUUAUUCAAGUAAAAAAUAUUUUUUACUGUCUGUUUGCAAUAUGAUGAUAUAUCAGAUUCCAAUUUGCCAGCUUGGCUCAUACUCAGACAAUCUUAAGAUGUCUGCAAAUGCAGCAUAUUUGUGUUCGUAGAUCAAGGAAAACCUCAAAGAAAUGUGUAAUUGAAUAAAGGAAACAAUAUGAAA